This is a messenger RNA of Chelonia mydas (Green sea turtle), 5402 nucleotides long. RefSeq names its product fem-1 homolog A (gene FEM1A). NCBI's taxonomy places the organism in Eukaryota, Metazoa, Chordata, Testudines, Cheloniidae. Bases 185 to 2224 code for a protein of 679 amino acids. Gene Ontology annotation, molecular function: protein binding. The record is from RefSeq and is a predicted model, not a curated record. The transcript has 3 exons.
UUUUGUUUUGUAUUAAGACCCUAAGAUGGCGGCGGGGGAGCGGCACUGAAGGUUGCUGCCGCCGCCGCCGCCCGAGGCCGGGGUCUCCGUUGGGCGGUCCCCGUCCCUCUCUCGCGCCCCUGCCCCGGGCCCGGCGGAGCAGCCGCCCCAUGGCCAGGGGGGGCCCGGGCCGCUCGCCGUGGCCAUGGACCUGCGCACGGCCGUCUACAACGCGGCCCGCGACGGGAAGCUGAAGCUGCUGCAGAAGGUGCUGGGCAGCCGGAGCCGGGAGGAGCUGGAGGCCCUGACGGCCGGGCCGGGCGGAGGGGGGACCCCGCUGCUGAUCGCCGCCCGCCACGGGCACCGGGAGGUGGUGGAGUACCUGCUGGACCACUGCGGCGCCCGGGUGGAGGAGGGGGGCUCGGUCAGCUUCGACGGCGAGACCAUCGAGGGGGCCCCGCCGCUGUGGGCCGCCUCGGCCGCCGGCCACCUGGCGGUGGUGCGCUGCCUGCUGGAGCGGGGGGCCUCGGUGAACCAGACCACGCUGACCAACUCCACCCCGCUGCGGGCCGCCUGCUUCGACGGGCACCUGGAGAUCGUGCGCUACCUGGUGGGGGAGCGGGGGGCCGACCUGGAGGUGGCCAACCGCCACGGGCACACCUGCCUGAUGAUCUCCUGCUACAAGGGGCACCGCGAGAUCGCCGGCUACCUGCUGGAGAAGGGGGCGGACGUCAACCGCCGCAGCGUGAAGGGCAACACCGCCCUGCACGACUGCGCCGAGUCCGGGAGCCUGGAGAUCCUGCAGCUGCUGCUCCGCGCCAAGGCCCGCAUGGAGCGGGAUGGUUACGGCAUGACCCCGCUGCUGGCUGCCAGCGUCACCGGGCACACCAACAUCGUGGAGUACCUCAUCCAAGGAGGGCUGCAAAACGAGGAGGGGGGUGAGAUGUUGGGGAAUGAGGACGGGGUCUGCGCCGCAAGGGGGCGGCAGGAGAGGGGUUGUGGUAGUGGCCAGGAAACGCAUCAGUGCUGCCCCGAGGAAGGGCAGCAAGAGGGCCAGAAGGGAUGCUGUGCCACUAGCCAGGAUGAGCAGCAGGGCCCUUAUGAGUGCUGCAGUCGAGGGGCUGCUGUAGAAGCCCUGGAGCUGCUAGGAGCCACCUUUGUGGAUAAGAAGCGUGACCUGCUGGGGGCUCUCAAGUACUGGCGAAGAGCCAUGGAGCUUCGGCACCAGGGGGGGCAGUACCUGAGCAAGCCUGAGCCCCGGCAGCUGGUGCUGGCUUAUGACUACUCUCGGGAGGUGAGCACCCUGGAGGAACUAGAAGCCCUGAUCACUGACCCGGAUGAGAUGCGCAUGCAGGCACUUCUGAUCCGAGAGCGCAUCCUGGGCCCUUCUCAUCCAGACACCUCGUAUUACAUCCGUUACCGGGGGGCAGUCUAUGCUGACUCGGGCAACUUUGAACGCUGUAUUAACCUGUGGAAGUAUGCCCUGGACAUGCAGCAAGGCAAUCUGGAGCCCCUCAGCCCCAUGACUGCCAGCAGCUUCCUUUCUUUUGCUGAGCUCUUCUCCUAUGUGCUUCAGGACCGCUCCAAGGGCACCUUAGCUACUCAGCUGGGCUUCUCCGACCUCAUGGGAGUGCUGAGCAAAGGGGUCCGGGAGGUAGAGCGGGCGCUUCUGCUUCACAAGGACCCGGUGGCUGACUCUGCACAGUUCACCAAGGCACUAGCCAUCAUCCUCCAUCUGGUCUUCCUGCUGGAGAAGGUGGAAUGCACCCCUGAGCAGGAGCACCAGAAGCGCCAGACCAUCUACUGCUUGCUCAAGUGCAGUCCCAGGGCCAAGAACGGGUUCACUCCCUUGCACAUGGCUGUGGACAAGGACACCACCACAGUGGGGCGCUACCCGGUGGGCAAGUUCCCAUCGCUCCAUGUUGUGAACCUGCUGCUGGAGUGUGGGGCUGACCCAGACAGCCGUGACUAUGACAACAACACCCCGCUGCACAUUGCUGCCCAGAACAACUGCCCGCUGAUCAUGAGUGCCCUGAUGGAGGCCGGGGCCCACAUGGACGCCACCAACGCCUUCAAGCAGACAGCUUACGAGCUGCUGGAUGAGAAGCUGCUUACCAAGAGCAUGAUGCAGCCCUUUAACUACAUUACCCUCCAGUGCCUUGCUGCCCGUGCCCUGGACAAGCACAAGAUCCCUUACAAGGGCUUCAUCCCUGAGGAGCUGGAGGCCUUCAUUGAACUUCAUUAGGGUGGGAGGACUGAAGUCAGCAGCCUUUCCCACAGACCCGCUCAUCAUCCCUAAGAGGGAGGGAAAUCCAAGGUCUGGGGGCAGAUCCUUUCCCUGGGUGCUGGAAGCCUUCGUUGCAUUGAGACAGGCUGUAGCUAUUGUCCUUUCCCAUCACUGAGCUUAUCCUACAGGGGAAGGAAACUCAAGAGCUUGUCGCUGUGGCUGUCUUGCUUCCUCUUCAUCCCCAGGUGCCUGAAGCCUUCACUGAACCGAACCAAGAGGAGGCUGCAGCUGCUGCCUUUCCCCUUCGCUAACCAUCUCAUCUUCAAGGGAGAAGGCAAUUGGGAGAUUUUGCAGGAGAUUCCCCUGUAUCCUUCCACCUGUCCCCUUCCCAUAAGUGCUGAAUUAAUUCGGUCGUUAUGCUUUAGGGUUGCUACAAAUUUGCAUAUGUGCACCCCACCCCAAAGGACUGAACCAAUAGUAAUGCAAGCAAAGGAAUAAAAUAUCCACAUCUUCAAUUUAAUCUAGUCCCUUUUUCCUUCCCACAUUUGGCACAUAAGCCUAAAAGCUGGGUGGCUAGUGCCCAGCAGGGCUAGUUGCCAUUUGCACAACUUUCCAGCUGGAUGUGGUGAUUACCCCCCCCCCAACCCCCAAGAAAAAUAGCCAUGUAACAAGUGGUGCAAAAUUGUGAGAUUUUUGAUGGCUGUUUGCAAAGCUGGGUUUUCUUUUUCCCUGCCAGAGCCAGGCCCUGGUUGCUCUGCAAGGUUUCUCCAAUCCUGUACUUCCAUUUCAAGGCCAACCUUAGUAACAUGGUUUUGUCAGCAAACACUGGCUUAUAUGAAGGAGGGGACUUCUGAUUUUUUUUUUUUUUAAGUCAAUAUGGCUUUGUGGCUGGCAAGAGCCUCGAUCUUACCAGUUUUGCAGGGGCCAGCCCCUGUGCCUACGUAAACUUAGCUCUUCAUGGACUCAGUGAGGGUUGGCCCAUCUAGAAUGGUCUGCAGGCCAAAACCAUGUUACUUGAGCUGGUGCUUGAGAUCCCCUCUUUCAAGCCAUUCCAGGAUCAGAGAAUGUUUGCAGGGUGGACAGAGCUUGGAGGUUUCUUUAAAGCAGGUGAGCAUUUGUUGCAGUGUGGGGUGACCCAGGGUUGGAGGAAAGAGCAGGCAAGGAAUGUUAAUGAAGGAUAAUUUUUUUUAUUUUUAAAGUUGAAUGGCACUGAUCUACUGGGCUUUGAAGUGUCCUGUUCUGCGAACCUCCUUUGAAAGGGCCACUGACUCUUGCUGUUCUUGGCUUUUGGUUCUUUCUGCAGCUAUACUAAGUAUGGUGCUAGUUUAAAGUUUGAAAUAAAAAUCUGACUUCAUCUGGCUACUCCUGGGGUGAGCUGGUUUUGUUUAAUUAGGACCUGGACAGAAGUUUGUUACCCAUUGCCUCAGGGCACAUAUUUGUCCACCUCAGCAGAACCCUGCUUUGUGUUGAGCAAUUGGUGCUGGCAAACAUGAUGCAGUCCCUGCAUUUUAUUUUGUCUCAGCAGGAAUGACUGCUUUGGCAGUCGGAGUGAAAUGCAUAGCUGCGGGUGAAACAACUGCCCCUCUGAGCUUUCAGGAGAGCAGAACUCUUGAUAAAUGCCCAUGCACUGUGAUCUAACGAAGCUGCUCGACUAGUAUUUACAGGCCAGCUGAACCAUAAACCUCAAUAAUCCAGAGUUCUCUGCCCGUAGCACCAAGGGGCUCCAACUGAGGUCCAGACCACAUGGCGCUGGGUGCUGUACAAACAUAUGGUGUGGAAUUGAGACCCACCCCAGGAGAUGAAAGCCCAGAGCCUCCAGGAUAUUUAGCCUCCUAACCCCCAUCAGUGGGAGGUAGGAGUUGAACAUUAGAGGAUCUGGGCCAGAGUGACUUUCCCAAGGUCCCAGAGGUGGCCUGUGACGGAGACAGGAAUUGAACCCAGUUCUCCCGAGUCCCCUCCCAGCGUCUUAACCACAAAAACACCCCUCCCCUCUGAAUAGCUUGCUUCCAAAGAUGCUAAGCACCCCCCAGUUCUCAUUGACUUUGGAGCUGGGGGUGGUGUGGAGCUCCUCUGAAAAUCCAGCCUUGGGAGCAAAAAAACUGAUGGGGGGAAGGUGGGAGUCAGGAUCUGCUUGUGCAACUGACAGUUCUGCUUGGCCCAAAAGUCCCUCUUGGAGGAGGUGGAAGCUGCAGCAAAGUAUCAAGCGUUUUGAAAUAUUUUACAUCACAGCCAGGAACUUCCUUUCUGCUGAGCAUUUCCCCUAAAUACCGAAUAUAUGUUUCUCUGGCUGUGACUCAGCCCGGCAGCUCUUCCUGGGGGAAGCUAAUGGAGCUGAGUGGCCCCGUAUUGAGACUCUGCCACAGCCACUUCUCAUUUUGCUCUCCUGCUUGCGUCCAGAGAUGUGACACGGCGAACGUUGGGCACGUCAGCUCCUUGGAAGGCUCUUGCUAUUUCACACCCAAAAAAAGGCUCGAUGACGGUGCACAUAACUCGCAUGAAGCAGCAGCUCUGGUAACGAUGGAGACAAGAGAGCCAUAGAAACUCCACCCAGGCACCACCCCGGUGCUGUUUUUUUUAUGAACUUUGCUUGUGAUCAUGGUCCACCUGCCUGCCCCAGGCAGCAAUUAGAUCUUACAGUGUCAGACAUUGAUAAAUCCAUUCUGGUUGUUCCAAACAGGCCUCACGCAGUACUGGCACUAUUUUCUCAAUAGCCAGCAGGUAGCUUUGGAAGCAUGGACGAUGGGCAAAGCAGGGUUUUCUGACUGUGUGAGAAUGUUACUCGGCAGAACUGUGCAUAGGGAGAACCAGAGCUGCUGGCUUCAGACACUGCUUACUGCUCUCCACCCUGAGGCUCUGGCGGAAUGAGCUGGAGUCUCUUCAGACUCAUGCAUCAUCUGCAAAAUUGUUGGCCGAGUUCUAGUGGCAGGGUCACCUGUUCAACCCCACUCUCUUCAAAUGACACACACACAACUUCAUGGCGUAGCAGACCUCGGCCAGCAGAAGCCAGUCAUGGUGAUAAGACAUGAGCCAGACAGAAACCAGCUCAACUCUGCUGCAUGACAGCUGUAGUAUGGAAGAUGCAAAUCCCAGACAUGCAAAGUUAGUGAAAGAAAUCAGGAACCUGUUGUACAUUUCAGAAGUCGGGGGACUUUGAUUUGGAGCAGCAGUAAAAAAAAAAAAAUGAAUUUUGAAAGUC